UCAGACUUCCAAAGAGCAAAGGUGUGUUUACACUGACUCGAGAGAGAGUAGGUAAAUAAGAAAAUAUCUGGAUAUAUGUGCGUCGCCUGUUUUACGACGACAUGAUGGCCAGCAUACAUCGUCUGUAUUCGCUUGAGUCGCAAAUAUAAGAUUUGUUUCUAGUGUUUGGGAAAAAUACAGUAACGUUUAAGUAAAAAAAAAAGCUUCCGUGUAACCGAGAAACAUGAAAAAAACACUGAAGCUGGAGCUGCUUGCGCUCGUGCUCUGCGUGUUUCCAACAGCGCUGUUGUCUAUCCAGGUUACCGUUCCUCAAACAGAGAGACACACAAUGUUGUUUGCUUCUGUCAUUCUGCGAUGUGACUAUUCCACUACUGCGAGCUUACAAGAUGUGCUGGUCACAUGGCGAUACAAGUCCUUCUGUUUGGAUCCAGUGCUGGACUAUUACUCAACUGCAUAUCAAGCGGCUCUGGGUCUGAAGCAAGACCCAGCCAACGAUUGUCCAGACAGUCAGCGCACUGUCCGCAUAGUGAUUCAGAAAAGAGGCCUCAAUGAAGCUGUUCUGGGGCCAGAAUAUCGAGAUCGCAAGAUAUACAUACAAAACAAUGCUGACCUGGUUAUGAAUGAGGUGAUGUGGUGGGACAACGGCAUGUAUUUCUGCUCCGUCGAUGCAGCGGGUGAUGUUGUGGGAGACUCCGAUAAAGAAAUCAGGCUCAUCGUGUAUCACUGGCUGACCGUGCUGCUCAUCGCCCUCGGAGGUCUGCUCCUCAUCAUACUGAUUUGUAUCUGCUGCUGUCAGUGCUGUCCUCAGAACUGCUGCUGCUAUGUCCGUUGUCCCUGCUGUCCUCGCACUUGCUGCUGCCCAGAAGAAGCUGUGAUGCGCCACAAGAUGAUGCGUGAUGCUCAAAAAGCCAUGGUACCGUGGCUCCAUGGCCAGCCCAUCUAUGCCCCCAUUGCCUCAAAGGCAUCUUCUCAAGCAAACCCUUUACUAUAUUCAGGGUCUUUUUCUGAACCUUCAUCCAAACACAACCUUCCCAUGGCUCCGAUGGUCAUUCCUCCCCCUCAACCUGUCCUGCCAUUCAUCCCUCCCCAAGGAUACCAUGCCAAUGGCAGCAUAAAUGGAAAUGUACAUGGUAAUAACCAAGUGUUAGAUUUUCUGGAGACCCAAGUAAGAGGGAUGGAUAUGGCUGCCCCAAUGCUCCAGCCUCAACCUCACUACACAGCAGUCCCGUUCCAAAGCCUUCCUCAUCAAUUUGUGGCCCCACAACCACAAUAUGCAACUCCACCACCUCAAGCCAUACCCCAAGCUAUGCCUUUAUCGGCCAGGCCACCCAGCAUGCUCUCAGCCCUGGAUGAGAUGGGUGUCCAAGGUGUGGAGCGCAGGGUCAUCCAGCUGCCUCCCAUCGUGGGCCGAGCGAAACAGAGCUCUCGGCGGAACAAUGAUGGUGGAAGACAACGGCUAUCUAAUCAUUCCAGCGGUAGCUCAAACCGCAAUGGUCAUCAUCGAGAUGAUUCUUGGAGGGAGCCAUCAUCUUCACGGAGAGGGAUGCAGUUGCAGCGUAGCUACAGCGACGAGUCGGACUGGGACGACAGGCGUGGAGGUCGAGGUUCUUCGGGACGCAGGGGAGUUUCGGGUUCGGAUAGGGCUCGUCCACGUAUUCGCAGUAAAGGGGAGCUUCUGGAGGAGCUGGAGCGCGCAACGAACCGCAGAGACAGGAAUAACUCACCUUCUCCACGUAGAGGCUCCUGGAGUUCAGACGAGGAGGACAGUUAUAGAAAGGGGAAGCGAUCUCAAGGGAGAUUGCCUGAGAAACCACCAGCUUAUUCUACCAUUGAGAUUUUGCCUGGCCACAGCAGGAGGAGUGACCGCUUUUCUGAUAAAACCUCUCGCAGUAGCACGAGUGUUGUGAUCUGAGUCCCUGUCUUGUCCUACAAUUUUAACCUGAUCCUUCAUUACUCGCCAUCUACAAGUAAAUGGCUUCUGGACUACAAUCACUGGGAGUAAUUGUGUGCUUUAGCACAAUAAUUAAGCAGUGACUGUAGAUGGCCUUCAGUAAACCCCUGGAAGACAGUAAAUGCACUGUACAUCUUUUUUAUAUUUUUAUUUUUGCUUAAAACUGUUUUUUGAUGUUUAUUAUGUGAAAGCAUUUUUUUACUGCCAGUGUAACUUUUUUUUACUGACACUGUACUUUAAUUAUUAACCACGGCAAGGUUUUUGGUAUUUGAUCAGUACAAUUUCUAGAUGACGCUACCAUUAAUGGCACUUCAGCUGAAGGUUGUACAUAAAAUAGCCUCUUUGGUUCAUCUAGGUUCUCUGUUUACUUUUAGUUAAUAUUUGUUUGGAGUAGUUGUAGUUGAUUUAGUUGUUUUCUUUGUCUUGUCAUGCUGUUGUUAUCCAUAGACAAUCCUUGGGAUUAUUUAGAUUUGACUAUGGACUAAUUAUAUAUAUAUAUUGCAUUGCAAAAGAAGAACUCAUUAGUAUCAUUAGUUUUCAAAAGAAUAAAAAAGAUUUUGUUGUAUUUCUCAUGUGGUGAGAAUUUAUGUAAACUCUGCCUGCAAUAAAGUAACAUUUUACAUUC
This is a messenger RNA of Puntigrus tetrazona (Sumatra barb), 2576 nucleotides long. RefSeq names its product immunoglobulin-like domain-containing receptor 1. Bases 224 to 1912 code for a protein of 562 amino acids. Gene Ontology annotation, cellular component: plasma membrane. Lineage: Eukaryota; Metazoa; Chordata; Actinopteri; Cypriniformes; Cyprinidae. The record is from RefSeq and is a predicted model, not a curated record. The transcript is spliced from 8 exons. Gene Ontology annotation, molecular function: high-density lipoprotein particle receptor activity.